This is a messenger RNA of Sciurus carolinensis (gray squirrel), 1042 nucleotides long. RefSeq names its product BH3 interacting domain death agonist (gene Bid). Gene Ontology annotation, cellular component: cytosol; cytoplasm; mitochondrion. Lineage: Eukaryota; Metazoa; Chordata; Mammalia; Rodentia; Sciuridae. Gene Ontology annotation, biological process: apoptotic mitochondrial changes; positive regulation of release of cytochrome c from mitochondria; positive regulation of extrinsic apoptotic signaling pathway. Bases 211 to 822 code for a protein of 203 amino acids. The transcript is spliced from 7 exons. The record is from RefSeq and is a predicted model, not a curated record.
GGCGCGGUCGGAGGCGGGGCGCCGAGUGUGGGCGCGAGGAACGGAAGCUGGUCAUCCGGGAGGUGUCCUAGCUGUCUCCGCGUUCCUCGGGGACUCUGCCUUGGUACGAACGAGACCUGCGCCUGGCUUACCGCGCGGCGUCUGGGUGGUUGUGACCUUGGACCUCCGUGAGCCAAAAACAAGUCAGAGCUACCCAGUGCUGCCUAUGCCAUGGACUCUGAGGGUGAAAAAGCUGAGACACAGAAGGUCAGCAAUGGUUCAGGCCUCAGGGAUGAGCACAUCACAAACCUGCUGGUGCUUGACUUCCUCCAAAGCUUCUCUGACUGUAAGUUCCACCAAGAGCUGAGGACUCUGGGCCAGGAACUGCCUUUUCAAACUUGCCUGGAGGUGGAACGUGAGGAUGAACUACAGACUGAUGGCAACCGGGCCAGUAUCUUCAUGGAAAGAAUAGAGGCAGACUCUGAAAGUCAAGAAGAAGUUAUCCAGAAUAUUGCCAGGCAUCUUGCCCAAGUCGGGGAUGAGAUGGACCGCAGCAUCCAGCCAGGACUGGUGAAUGACCUGGUGGCGCAUUUUAUGAAUGUUCGCCUGUCGGAGGAAGACAGAAGGAACUGCCUGGCCACCGCCCUGAAAGCAGCAAUGCAGACUUACCCUAAAGACAUGGAGAAUGAGAAGGCCACGCUGAUUAUGACCAUGCUGUUGGCCAAAAAGGUGGCCGAUCACACACCAUCCUUACUCCGUGAUGUGUUUCAUGCAACAGUGAACUUUAUUAACCAGAACCUAUUCACCUACGUGAGGGACUUAGUCAGAAAUGAGAUGGACUGAAUGGAUGACUGCAGAAGCCCAACAGGCUAUAUUUGAUGUGAUGACAGCAGUGUAGCUGCCUCCAAAGAAGAGCUAUGGCCACAUAUACAGACGUCUUAGAAAGGAGAGGCCCUGGACAAGAGCUCUUUCUCCUUGUUUUCAGGGUGAUAUUUUCAGCUGGUGACCCAUUUAGAAAUUUCUACAUUGAUGUAUUUUGAACAAAAAAGUCAACUUGCACACA